CUAAUUAUAUUAAAACUCCCACCCCUACCCCGCCGCCGACGCUCCACCCCCACCACACCCCUACCCCGCCGCAGACGCUCCAUCCCCACCACACCCAUCCCCGCUACUGACGCUCCAUCCUUACCACUCCCUGUCCUCCGUCGUCGUCCUUGCUGUUCGCCGCCGCUAAAGGACUAUGUUCCGACGGUGUUUGACAACUUCAGUGCUAAUGUGGUUGUUGAAGAAACCACAAUAAAUUUAGGUCUUUGGGAUACUGCAGGACAAGAAGAUUACAACAGAUUAAGGCCACUGAGCUACCGAGGAGCAAAUGUUUUUUUCCUAGCACUCUCAUUGGUUAGUCGUGCGAGCUAUGAUAACAUACUUAAAAAGUGGAUUCCUGAGCUUCAGCAUUAUGCUCCUGGAAUUCCGGUGGUAUUAGCUGGCACCAAACUUGACGCUCGAGAGGGGUCAGGAAGUACCUCAAGAUGAAGUCUUCAAGAUUACUCACACGAGGAAGGCGAAGAACGCCGAUGGUACAGACCAAUGGAUUGAGCCUAGGGCUUAGCAAACCUAUACUGAGUUUCAACAAUACAAGUUGGAAUAUUGUGCCAGUCAGCCAGUCGGGACGUCGAUGACCAAUGAGAUAAUUGAUCAGCAGUGGAUGGAGAAGGUAGCUCCCCCGACAAGGUAUGGGACAGUUUAUAGGAUGCCUAAUCGAGCAUGUUGUCAAUUUUCGUCGUUCCUUCAAGGCGUAGGUUACUUCUGAAGAGGCAGUGGAUCCUAAGGAGUACCAAGAAAUGAAGCAAAACGUUACUCAACUAACAUGUACAUUUAGUGCCACAGAGGCAAGGAUGUUGCAUAUGCAGGCCCAAAUAGACAGCUCACUCAAUUCGGGCCCCUCUCAUAUUCCACUGUGUCCCGGGGAUGCUCGUAGGUCACAGCUGUUACACCUCGAAAAAAUUUCAUGUCAUCAUAUGAUAGAUAGACUAAUGCAAGGUGAGACGAAUACGGUGUUUCUAUAAGUAAUAAAGGUUAUUUAACGGUCCUAGUUAAGAUUUCAAAGAUGUUGGAAGUAAGAGGAGAAAGUUCAUUAAGGAGGGCAAAGUAUAUGUUGUGCUUUGGACAAAUUCCGUAGAGUACCGAGCUAAUGUUGACUUAAUGAUGUCUUAAGGAAGAGUUGUAACUCUCCUUAUAUUGGUAAUAAAGUGUUAAACAAGUGUCAAGAAGGUUCCAUAAGCAUUGGAGAUCGAACGAAACGACGGAAACCAUUUCAGGGAAGUGGAGUUAUACGACCAUUUAUACGGUCCGUAUAAGGGGUCCGUAUAACCCUCAGCGGGAAGGUGAUUUCCCUGAUGGUGAACCAAGACCACUUAUACGGACCGUACAAUGUUAUACAGAUAUACGGUCCGUAUAACACCUGACGGGCUGAGUUAUUCUCAAGUGUAUAAAUGUGAUCCAACUUCAUUAUUUCAUUUUAACACUUCUCCACUUCUCUCCAAGUCUCUAGAACAUUCCAUACAUUUCGUAUACAAGAAUCCAAAGGAGAUCCGAGGCUCAUAUCAUUAAUCUAAGGCAAUCAAGUAUAAGGAAGCUCUUAGGGGUUGCUAGAGUCAAGAAAACUUUAUGGAUUGAAAUUAGGGUUUUUCUUCAAGUGAAGUAUUUCCAUCCAAGGGUUAUUCCUACUUAAUCAAAGAUUGUUCAAGCUUCAACGGUGAACGUUAGAUGGUUGAGAAGGCAAAGAGGUGGUCAGGGAGACAGCCUCGAUCCAUAGCUUUCUUAUUCAGGGACUACUUAGGGGAGCUCCAUUUCGUCCGGAGCCACAACUUUUGGUAUUAUUAUUUUGUGUACAUACAUGGGCACGGCGGGGUCCUGUUCCGCCUAUAUGAUGUUACCUACUCUUCUUAGAUGCUCGUAGACAGUUUUAUAUGGUUAGAUAUUUUGAAGCCUUGUCGGCUCAUAUUAUGUAUAUCAUUUUGGUGGCCUCAUCGGCUUAUGUAUAUUGAUGUGGGCAUAGUUGUCAAUGAUGGUAUAAAUGUGUU
This is a messenger RNA of Lycium barbarum (goji berry), 2018 nucleotides long. RefSeq names its product rac-like GTP-binding protein 3. The record is from RefSeq and is a predicted model, not a curated record. Gene Ontology annotation, molecular function: GTPase activity; GTP binding; protein kinase binding. Gene Ontology annotation, cellular component: plasma membrane; cell projection; cytoplasmic vesicle. NCBI's taxonomy places the organism in Eukaryota, Viridiplantae, Streptophyta, Magnoliopsida, Solanales, Solanaceae. Gene Ontology annotation, biological process: regulation of cell shape; regulation of actin cytoskeleton organization; actin filament organization. The transcript is spliced from 8 exons. The annotation marks the transcript as partial.